Molecule: messenger RNA, 905 nt
Organism: Triticum aestivum (bread wheat)
Lineage: Eukaryota; Viridiplantae; Streptophyta; Magnoliopsida; Poales; Poaceae
Exons: 2
Coding region: 243-905 (220 amino acids)
Source: RefSeq, a predicted model, not a curated record
UUGAGGCGGAGAUUGCUGAUCUGAAGAGUUAGUUGAAAACCCAAGAGCUCGAAGCUCAGAAAGCCAACUCCAAGUUUGAAUUCAGUGUCUCUGAACAAGAGAAGCUGAAGAAAAAAUUUGAAUCGGAGAAGAAAACUUGGGUUGAUGAGAGGGCUUCACUAGUGACUCGGGCUGAAACAGCAGAGGCAUCUCUUGCCGAGGCAACAAAUGAGCUGUCCGACUUAAAACGACAGAUAUCCCAAAUGGUCUCAGCCAUCUUCAGCCCCAGGAGUACCAAUCUGAAGGAAAAUAUGAUGAUCAAGCUUAAGGCAUUGUAUACCUUAGUAGAGCAGCUGUACUCCGGGUCACAACGUGCGUUGGCCGUUGUGGCCUUAUCAAAUACCACUCCUCGGCUCCUACAAGAUGUGUUGAGGCAUCUUUCGGUGCUAGCUCAACGAAUUCAGGACUUAAGGCGGGCAUCUGCAAGAGCCGGAGCUGUGGCUGCAUUGAGUCAGGCAAGAGCAUGGGUGACGGAACUUGACCUUGCUGAUCUCUCUCUCGGAUAUCCAAGCCUUAAGGAGGACAACACUGCUUUUGACGAACAAGACUUCACUGCCUGGGUUAAAGUCGUACGUCCCCUGGCGACUCUCAGUGGGAAUGAUACUGAUCUCACUAAGUAUUCGCCGGGUCACGAUAGCGAGAACCGGAGAAUCCCAAACGCCCCAUAUGACCAAGUCAGCCUGAUCCCUCCAAUGCUUAAGCAUACCUUUGCCCCUGAAGUGGAUCCGGCCAGCUUAAUAGAUAAUGAGGCUGAAUUUGAAGCUUUGAGCGGCAUUGACUGGGCCUCGUCCACCUUCCAGGACAAAACAAACAAAGGAGAGGCGGGGAAGGAUAACCCGGAGUCAUCAAGCCAGCCGGAGGAAUGA